Messenger RNA from Xenopus laevis (African clawed frog), 6697 nucleotides. It is a transcript of the gene efr3a.L, whose product is annotated as EFR3 homolog A L homeolog. Lineage: Eukaryota; Metazoa; Chordata; Amphibia; Anura; Pipidae. Gene Ontology annotation, biological process: protein localization to plasma membrane. Gene Ontology annotation, cellular component: plasma membrane. The record is from RefSeq and is marked provisional.
GCUGAUCACUGGAUUAGCUGUCCGGCAGGAACUAAGACGCUAGACGGUAAUAGCGCUGUUUAAACACAGGUCCGGGACUGCGGUCUGGGUUAAGAAAACCGGGACUAUUGGGCGGUAUGCCCUUGGCUUUUUCUCCUUGGCAACGGAAACUCGCAGCUGUCCCCUGAAAUGCCUGCCGGUAUAUGUGGUUGCUGUGGGGCAUUACGCCCACGAUACAAACGCUUGGUGGAUAACAUCUUUCCUGAAGACCCCAGGGAUGGACUUGUCAAAGCUGAUAUGGAGAAGCUCACCUUCUAUGCAGUCUCUGCCCCGGAGAAACUGGAUCGCAUUGGCGCCUAUCUUGCAGAAAGGUUGAGCAGGGAUGUUAUGAGACACCGCUAUGGGAACGUGUUCAUUGCGAUGGAAGCGCUGGACCAGCUCCUCAUGGCGUGCCAUUCACAGAGCAUCAAGCCCUUUGUCGAGAGCUUCCUCCACAUGGUAGCAAAGCUGCUGGAAUCUGGCGAGCCCAAACUACAGAUCUACGGAACAAAUUCUUUUGUCAAAUUUGCCAACAUUGAAGAAGACACGCCUUCCUAUCACAGACGAUACGACUUCUUCGUUUCCCGAUUUAGCGCCAUGUGUCAUUCGUGUCAUGAUGAUCCUGAAGUCCGAAAAGAGAUUAGGAUUGCAGGUAUUCGGGGAAUCCAAGGUGUCGUUCGUAAGACUGUGAACGACGAGCUGCGUGCAACUAUAUGGGAACCUCAACACAUGGACAAAAUUGUCCCCUCUCUGCUGUUCAACAUGCAGAAAAUAGAAGACACUGAUAGUCGAACUGGCCCUCCAGCAUCUCCAACCACUGGUGAUAAAGAAGAGAAUCCAGGCAUUCUGGCUGAAAACUGUUUCAGAGAACUUCUGGGAAGGGCGACGUAUGGGAACAUGAACAACGCGGUUAAGCCGGUCUUUGCCCAUUUGGACCAUCACAAACUGUGGGAAUCAAAUGAAUUUGCUGUAUCCUGCUUCAAAAUCAUCAUGUACUCGAUUCAGGCUCAGUACUCCCAUCAUGUGAUCCAACAGAUCCUUGUUCACCUGGAUUUACAUAAGAAGGACUCCCCCCGAAUCAGAGCUGGUAUUGUCCAGGUCCUUCUGGAAGCUGUAGCUAUUGCGGCUAAAGGAUCCAUUGGCCCCACUGUUCUGGAGGUGUUUAAUACUCUCUUAAAGCAUCUGACCCUCAGUGUCGACUUUGAGCUUGGCGACAGGCGGAGUUCAGCAGGCAGUGCCGUAUUCAGCUCCUCCAGCACUAGAGAGAGCGACGAAAGGAUUGUCCAAAAUGCCAUCAUUCAGACUAUUGGAUUCUUUGGAAGUAAUUUGCCAGAUUACCAGCGAUCCGAGAUCAUGAUGUUCAUUAUGGGGAAAGUACCAGUGUUUGGAUCAUCUCCGCACAUGCUGGAUACCAGCCAACUGGGGGAUAUGGGAACUAAACGGAUCCAAAUUAUGCUGCUGAGAUCGUUACUCAUGGUGACUUCGGGAUAUAAAGCGAAGACUAUUGCCGCAGCUCUCCCCCCAGCAUUCCUCGAUCCCCUCCUGUCUCCUUCACUCAUGGAAGACUGUGAACUAAGGCAGCUCGUUCUUGAAAUACUGCACAACCUGAUCGAUCGCCAUGACAACAGAGCUAAAUUAAGAGGCAUCAGAAUAAUUCCUGAUGUUGCCGACCUCAAAAUAAAGCGUGAGAAAAUAUCCAAGCAAGAUGUGAAUUUUAUGAAGAAGCAUGGCCAGCAGUUGUACAGACACAUCUACCUUGGCUGUAAGGAAGACGACAACGUCCAUAAGAAUUACGAGCUGCUCUAUACCACUUUGGCUCUGGUGACCAUUGAGCUGGCUAAUGAAGAAGUGGUCAUUGACCUCAUUAGAGUUGCCAUUGCUUUGCAGGAUAUAGCGAUUACUAAUGAAGACAACCUGCAAAUGUUCAACCGCUGUGGCAUCAUGGGAAUGGUAGCGGCCUACCUAAACUUCCUCAGCCAGAUGAUUGCUGUUCCUGCAUUCUGCCAGCAUGUUAGUAAGGUCAUAGAAACAAGGAAUAUGGACGCAACCUAUUUCUUGCCAGAAGUAAUUUUCAGAGAUAAAUGUAGUCUUCCAAAAUCUCUGGAGAAACAUGAGAAAAAUCAGAUUUUCCUGACCAACAAGAUAGCAGAGUCCCUUGGUGGCAGUGGGUAUAACGUGGAAAAGUUAUCAAUGCCCUACGUGCCCCAAGUUACAGAUGAAGACCGACUCUCCAGAAGAAAGAGCAUUGUGGAUACUAUUUCUAUCCAAGUGGAUAUUCUGAGUGGGAGCAACACGGAGGACAAGGUUAACACAGAAGAAAUCACAUUUGAAUCACUGAAAAAGGCAAUAGACAAUACUGGAAUGGAAGAGCAAGAGAAAGAGAAGAGGCGACUUGUCAUUGAAAAGUUCCAGAAAGCUCCAUUUGAAGAAAUUGCUGCUCAGUGUGAAUCCAAAGCUAAUCUGCUUCAUGAUAAAUUAGCACAGAUACUGGAGCUGACAAUAAGACCUCCUCCAAGCCCUUCAGGAACAUUAACCAUGACUGCAGGGCAUGCUCAGUACCAAUCUGUCCCUGUGUAUGAAAUGAAGUUCCCAGACCUUUGCGUGUAUUAAAUGCAUAUAAUAAUCUCUCAAUUCAUAUUACACUUCAGAUUGACUGUGAUUAUAAGUGUUACACCACCAAAGGCACAUAUAGGGAAAUCUUUGCUCAGAGGAAAUGGGGGAACCAAGUUCAUGAUACCAAAAUUCCAUCCUUCAAAGAAAGUCUUUGUUUUGUUUUAUGAUCUGGUCUAAAGUGAUAAUUUUAUCUUGACUGUGACAGAUAUGUAAGGAAAAUGUGGGGGUAAAUACUGAGUAUAUUUAAUAUGAGCUCUGCAAAGGCAUCUCCAAAACCCCUUCAUUCCAGUGCCCUUGUGUGUUUUUAUAUACUGUAAUUCAUAUUACAUCAGUUCCAUCAGUUUUUGUGUGUAUAUACAACAUGGAAAUACAGCUUCUCAGAAAGCAUAUGCUGUUAAAGGACCAGUAACACCAAAAAAAUUUAAGUAAAAAAACAUUGAAACCCCCUUUAGUAACACCUCCUCCAUUCUGCACAAAGUUAAAUAUUUGAAUGCUUUAUUCAAAAAUAACUUAGGUCAAUAUGGCGACAUGCUCUUUGCUACAGCUUAAGUGCAUGCUCCACAUCUCCUAAAACCGCCUGCAUUAUCCUUCAGCGUGAUUUGUUUCCGUACUGCCAUCAGUGAAGGCAGCACCCGGGUCAUCCAUAAAUCUUCUAAGGACAACAGAAAACCUGUAUCAUUGCGCUGACUCCUUCACUGAUGCAGCUCGUACAGAAAUAAAUUGUAUCAAGGACAUAAGGAGAUAAGCUUGUUGGGCUGGGAGAUGUGGAGCGUGCACGUUGAAUUUAGAAGAGAGCAUGGCGCCAUAUCGCCGUAUUUGUGAAGACCGGAAGCAGAAUUUCAGCAUGGUAUUUUUAAAUAAAGCAUUAAAAAUGGGUAACUUUCUUCAGCAUUGUAGUAUUAGUGGAGGUGACUACAACGGAUUUUUUAUUUAAACAUUUUUGAUGUUACUGAUCCUUUAAGGGAGGAAAGUCACCAAAAAAAAGGCCAAAAAAAGGGUCUGAAACACCUUUUCUGUAUUUCAUCUUUUUUUUUUACCAAAAUAUAGCUUAAAGAUUUGUCUCCACAUGGCUACAUAAUUGUCACAGUAACUAAUAAGCUCCAUGAUGCUGACUUCUAACACACCUGAUAUUGAAUUUCCCAUUGCUGUAGAGAUUUCUCCUAUACAUAUUUUUGUGAAACAAACAAGGGAAAGUAAUAAUGGGUGCGAAGUUUGAUCCAAAUCCUACCCUAUUUUUAAAUCCACAAUGUGGCACCAAGAACUCCCCAGAACCCAUUUUCUGGAUGAUCACACUUUUUGUUUUUGGUGGGACAGUUACCAUAAUAUUCUUGGCCAUACUAACUUUUGAUGGGUAGGAAGUUGUGACGCUCUCUGCUUGUAUGGGGGAAUGUGGGCAGGAGCCUGAUUUCCAGGAUGUCUUCGUUAGUCAGCCUAUGAAGUUCCGUUGGCAGUACCACCAUUCUUAGUCUUCAACCAAGAACUUGUGAAGCAAGGUCAUGGGUAUAACAUAGUGUGUUUUUCGAUGGUGUUGGUAUCAUUAAUGUGUUAAAAAAUAAGAAAAUCAGGGGGGAUUUUUAUGCCUUCAAUAUUACCACUAGGUAUUGGGGCUCAGCAGGUAUAAGGGUGACUGUUAUUGCUCAAGAGAAAUUAGUCAUGUCGGUAACCCAGAUACCUACAGAGCAGUCAGAUGGGUGACUGUUACCUAUUGUCCUCUAUGUCUGCUGUGUCCCAUUAGAGGCAAAUCAUUGUAUCCCUUUGUACCCUGGGAAUAAAAUAGUUAACCUAGUUAUAAUAUCUUCCAGUCACUUUAUGCUGUUAUCGUUGAUUUGAACUUUUGCACUAAUAACUGUGUAUAAUACAUCUACUUUUCCAAAAACUAUCAUUUUUGAUAUUGUAAAUAGUUCAGCAUGUUCCAGUCCAGUUUCAUUGUGACGUUUUUUGGUUUUCACAUAAGUAUCCAUAGUCUUUCAACCAAAAUAUAUAUCCACAAAAUAUCCACAGGACUUGCUUUGGCUGGGGUAUAUUUCUGUAAAUCAGGGUAUCUCACCAGUCAAGUGCUUUCUAGAGAUGCUGGGAGUUAAAGUACAUGUUCAGUAAGAGGGCUCGUGAUGGAUAUCUCAGUUUUAUUAAAUAAAUCUUUUAUCCUUUAUUCUGUAAAUAAUUGGGUAAAUGAUUAUUUGUCCUUUAUAGUGGUCGUCAGCUGAAGCCACAAAUCUUUAUUGAACCUAAAUUCCAAUGUUGGGUUCUUGUGUGUCCAACAAAAUGUUACUUACAGGUUUUGGAAGUUGCUGAAAUUAGUUCACUAGAGGGUUCUAGUUUGCAUAUUAUUAUUAUUUUAAGGGAAGAUGACCAUGUCUGAAGACCAAAGGGUCAUCUACUAUAUGUCCCUCUUGUAAGGGAAGAUGGUCAGAUAUAAAGACCAAAGGGUCAUCUACUAUACAUCCCUCUUCUUCUAAGGGAAGAUGGGCAGAUCUGAAGACUAAAGGGUAAUUUACAGUACAUGCCUCUUCGUCUAAGGGAAGAUGGUCAGAUCUGAAGACCAAGGGGUCAUCUACUAUACAUGCCUCUUCUUCUAAGGGAAGGUGGUCAGAUCUGAAGACCAAGGGGCCAUCUACUAUACAUGCCUCUUCUUCCAAGGGAAGAUGGUCAGAUCUGAAGACCAAAGGGUCUUCUACCAGGGGAGAUGGUGAGAUCCGAAGACCAUAAUAUCACAGUGUACAGAUUUCUUUUCUAAGGGAUACUAGUCAGAUAUUCAGAGACUGUAAGUGUCACAAGUUGAAGAACCCAGUUCUUAGAUUAAGAGGUCAGAACUAAAAGGUUUUGUUCAUAGAAACCAUAAGUAUCAUCUGUGGAACCUUGUAUGCACUUGAAUUGAACAAAUAUGUUAUGUAUUGACUUCUGCAGUAUCAAGAAAACCGAACCACUGUGUUUCAUUGAAUGUACUUCAGGUGAUGAGAUUAAUCAAGGAGACUGCAAUAAUGUUAGUUUACAAGCUUUACUAGCCUAUCUGUGUUGAUAGUUCUGCUGCUGAAACAUAUCGCGUUAUGCUGGUGCAGUUGGUCGUCUUGAUGUGUUUGUGUUUUCCUCUGCAGUGCUCGGUGCUUUUUGGGUCUUUUUCCUACUAGCAGUAGUGAUUGUAAACAUCCGCUUCUCACCAGGGGUCGCCAGUGCAUGGUUCCGGAGUGACCCAUAAUGCUGUUUGUCCGUUGGUUCAAAUCACUGAAAGUUUUGUUCAAUAUUUAAAAGUAGGAGGGAUCAAACCACUCCCUAUGACAUUGUAUUUGUUGUAUUCCUGUAUGUUUAGCCGAGUAAUACUGUGCUUAAAUGAAGUUCUCGCUCUAUAGUAUUAAUGUGCAAUAUAUUUUCUCUUGUUCGCUAUACCGCAAUGCAAAAUGUGUUGACAUCUUUGCUUUACAUGCACGCCUUGCGGCCGGCGUCACAUCGUUAUUUUUACACUUGAAAUUUUAGCUCUAAAGAAAUAGAUUUAAAUUAUCUCUGCUUCUUCAUACGUUAUAAAGGUUAAAAUCUUAUCACAUAAAUAUAUUUUGUAUAAGAAAAGCUUGAAAGCCUCUAUAGAGUAUAUAGUUAUUUACUAUUAAAAAACUUGCGUUCCUUUCAUCUUAAAAACUGAUCCCUUUAGCUCCACUGAAACAUUUCAUUUCUUAAAUGGAUGAAAAAAUAUAGGAAAGGCAGGAUUCUGUUAACAAAGGUUACUGAAAAUGAUGUUUUUUGGCUUUUAGAUUCAAGGCAGAAAUGACUUUGUUGUUUUUUAUUAUUUAGAACCUGGUGUAAAGGUUUAUUGAUUUUUAUUAAAAAGCAUCAACCUAAUUUAAAGUUUUAUUAAAGUUUAUUCACAAGAGGUUUUAUUUCAGUUCAUUUAAUGGGUUUUAUUUACAAAUGAUAUUCCUAUAAAAAUACUUUGCCCAAUAUUGUCUUAAAGUUGCUUUUUUUGUUUGCGGAGUUUUUUUUUAUGUGGCAGUUUGUAUAUGUUGAAGUCUGUGUUGGCAGUAUCGAUAUAUGUUCAGGUUCUCUGCAUAAUGUACAAUAAAACAAUGGCUAACACUCA